UUUUCUAUGUCCCUUGUCCCAGUCACUGCCACCAUCUUCUGUGAAGUCAGACUAACAGUAUGUAUGUAGCUGUCUAAAUAAUGACCUUGUUCAUCCCUGAUAUGGCUGGUCGUCUGUUUUUGCUCAUCCUCCUUUUCGAUACCUUCCAGUACAUCAAAGCCAAAGAUCUUCCUCAGCCCAGUCUGACAGUGAUUCCUGCAGUCAUCAAAGAGAGAGACUCAGUUCAGCUGAACUGUCAGACUCCAUCUAUCUCUGAGUGUUACUUCAAAAUGGAAGGGCAAGUGGAAUUCACCCUACCAUCACCCUGUCAACAGACACUCACAGGAACACUACUGGUGAGGUGGACAGGUCAGAGUUCACCAGCUGAGGUCAAAAUACAAUGUCAGUACAGUGCUACAGGUUCACAGUUUAGAUCCAUAUACAGUGAGCCUUCAACAGUCACAAUUCAGGAUCCAAAACCAGACAUUACAGUCCAAUUUGAUGAGGACUUCACCAUCAUCUGUUUGAUUCCUGGAUCCGUCAGUCCUGACACCACCUGUAACCUGUAUGUUGGAGAGGAGAGUCAGCCAUCCUUCACAGCAAAGAUCAAGAAGAGACAAUCCACCUCAGCACCCAGACAGGAGUUCUGUCAAUUCACUCCAAAUCAUAGUGAUCUGAUCAGUGGUCUACAGUCAGUGAGGAGUAAGGAUGUGAGCUGUGAUUACAGAGUGAGCUCUGGACCAAACUCUCUCUCUCCACGCAGUGAUGGGUACAACUUUACAGAUCUGGUGGGAGUUCACAUCAGUGAUCCAACAACUGUACAGACACCUUCUACAGCAGGUUGGCUACACAUCUGUGCUUUUAUAGUGGCACUGCUGUUAUUUUAAAGCAAAGCAUGUUUCAGCAAUAAGAAUAGUUGUGUUCAUGUGUAAAUGAAGCUGUUCUGUUAGAUAAUUAGGCUGUUCUGUAGAUAUGACACCAGCCUCAACACCAAUGUCUGGGAUCAUCAGCACAAGUAAUAGAAUGUCUGUGUUCAUCUAGUGGAGUGUUUAGA
Messenger RNA from Salmo salar (Atlantic salmon), 1033 nucleotides. Lineage: Eukaryota; Metazoa; Chordata; Actinopteri; Salmoniformes; Salmonidae. The record is from RefSeq and is a predicted model, not a curated record.